GCGGCCCGCGAGGCUAGAGCUAGGGGCGGGGGCGGGCCAAGGACUGGACUCCAUUUCCCAGCGGCUCUGUGUGUGCAGAGUGUGCGCAGAGUUACGGCGUUGGGCGGAAGAUGGCGGCGGCGGCGACGUCUGCGAAGAGGCGCUGCUGAGGGGGCGCGAGGGGCACGAAGGCUGGAGCCGCGGGAGCACCUGAGGGCAACCAUGGCAAGCGGCAGUGGCGACAAUGUCACUCGCCGGAGUGUGGCAUCGCAGUUUUUCACACAAGAGGAAGGGCCAGGCAUCGAUGGCAUGACCACCUCAGAGAGGGUAGUGGAUCUCCUGAACCAGGCGGCACUGAUCACCAACGACUCAAAGAUCACAGUGCUCAAACAGGUUCAGGAACUGAUCAUCAACAAAGACCCCACCCUACUGGACAACUUCCUGGAUGAGAUCAUCGCUUUCCAAGCAGACAAGUCAAUUGAAGUACGAAAAUUUGUCAUUGGCUUCAUCGAGGAGGCAUGCAAGCGAGACAUCGAGUUACUGCUGAAACUGAUUGCAAACCUCAACAUGCUCCUGAGGGAUGAAAACGUGAAUGUGGUGAAGAAGGCCAUCCUCACCAUGACCCAGCUCUACAAGGUGGCCCUGCAGUGGAUGGUGAAGUCACGGGUCAUCAGUGAUCUGCAGGAGGCCUGCUGGGACAUGGUGUCUGCCAUGGCUGGGGACAUCAUCCUGCUGUUGGAUUCUGACAAUGAUGGCAUCCGCACCCAUGCCAUCAAGUUUGUGGAGGGCCUCAUUGUCACCCUGUCACCUCGCAUGGCCGACUCAGAGGUUCCCCGGCGUCAGGAACAUGACAUCAGUCUGGACCGCAUUCCUCGAGACCACCCCUAUAUCCAGUACAAUGUGCUAUGGGAAGAAGGCAAGGCAGCCUUGGAGCAGCUGCUUAAGUUCAUGGUGCACCCCGCCAUCUCCUCCAUCAACCUCACCACGGCGCUGGGCUCCCUCGCCAACAUCGCCCGCCAGAGACCCAUGUUCAUGUCGGAGGUGAUCCAGGCCUAUGAAACCCUGCACGCCAACCUGCCCCCAACGCUGGCCAAGUCUCAGGUGAGCAGCGUGCGCAAGAACCUCAAGUUGCACCUGCUGAGCGUGCUCAAGCACCCGGCCUCCUUGGAGUUCCAGGCGCAGAUCUCCACACUGCUGGUGGACCUGGGCACGCCUCAGGCUGAGAUCGCCCGCAACAUGCCCAGUGGGAAGGAUGCCCGCAAGCGGCCCCGGGACGACUCAGACUCCACGCUCAAGAAGAUGAAGCUGGAGCCCAACCUAGGGGAAGAUGAUGAGGACAAGGACUUGGAGCCCGGCCCCUCAGGAACCUCCAAGGCUUCAGCCCAGAUCUCAGGCCAGUCAGACACAGACAUCACAGCUGAGUUCCUGCAGCCUCUGCUCACGCCUGACAACGUGGCCAACCUGGUCCUCAUCAGCAUGGUGUACCUGCCCGAGACCAUGCCCGCCUCCUUCCAAGCCAUCUACACCCCUGUGGAGUCAGCAGGCACCGAAGCCCAGAUCAAACACCUGGCUCGGCUGAUGGCCACACAGAUGACGGCAGCAGGACUGGGUCCAGGUGUGGAACAGACCAAACAGUGUAAGGAGGAGCCCAAAGAAGAGAAGGUGGUGAAGCCAGAGAGCGUCCUCAUCAAGAGACGCCUGUCUGCCCAGGGCCAGGCUAUCUCAGUGGUGGGCUCUCUGAGCUCCAUGUCGCCCCUGGAGGAGGAGGUGCCCCAGGCCAAGAGGAGGCCGGAGCCCAUCAUCCCUGUCACACAGCCCCGGCUGGGAGGUGCUGGUGGGCGCAAGAAGAUCUUCCGUCUGAGUGAGGUGCUGAAGCCCCUGACUGACGCCGAGGUGGAGGCCAUGAAGCUGGGCGCUGUGAAGCGGAUCCUGCGGGCCGAGAAAGCCGUGGCCUGCAGCGGGGCAGCCCAGGUGCGCAUCAAGAUCCUGGCCACCCUGGUGACACAGUUUCACUCCGGCCUCAAGGCUGAGGUCCUGUCCUUCAUCCUGGAAGAUGUUCGGGCCCGCCUGGACCUGGCCUUCGCCUGGCUCUACCAGGAGUACAAUGCCUACCUGGCAGCCGGCUCCUCUGGGUUCCUGGACAAGUACGAGGACUGCCUCAUCCGCCUGCUGUCUGGCCUGCAGGAGAAGCCGGACCAGAAGGAUGGCAUCUUCACCAAGGUUGUGCUGGAGGCACCACUUAUCACUGAGAGUGCUCUGGAGGUGAUUCGCAAGUACUGUGAAGAUGAGAGCCGCACCUACCUGGGCAUGUCCACCCUCCGAGACCUCAUCUUCAAGCGCCCAUCCCGCCAGUUCCAGUACCUGCACGUGCUCCUGGACCUCAGCUCCCACGAGAAGGACAAGGUGCGCUCCCAGGCCCUGCUCUUCAUCAAGCGAAUGUAUGAGAAGGAGCAGCUGCGCGAGUACGUGGAGAAAUUUGCCCUCAACUACCUGCAGCUCUUGGUGCACCCCAACCCGCCAUCUGUGCUCUUCGGGGCCGACAAGGACACAGAGGUGGCCGCACCCUGGACUGAGGAGACGGUGAAGCAGUGUCUGUAUCUCUACCUGGCCCUACUGCCUCAGAACCACAAGCUGAUCCAUGAGCUGGCGGCCGUGUACACUGAGGCCAUUGCUGACAUCAAGCGGACAGUGCUGAGGGUCAUCGAGCAGCCGAUCCGAGGAAUGGGCAUGAACUCGCCAGAACUGCUCCUGCUGGUGGAAAACUGCCCCAAGGGGGCAGAGACACUGGUCACCCGAUGUCUGCACAGCCUCACAGAUAAAGUCCCACCUUCCCCCGAGCUGGUGAAGCGGGUCCGGGACCUCUACCAUAAGCGGCUGCCUGACGUCCGCUUCCUCAUCCCUGUGCUCAACGGGCUGGAGAAGAAAGAGGUAAUCCAGGCCCUGCCUAAACUCAUCAAGCUCAACCCCAUUGUGGUGAAGGAGGUCUUCAACCGCCUGCUAGGCACCCAGCAUGGUGAAGGGAACUCGGCCUUGUCCCCCUUGAACCCUGGAGAGCUCCUGAUUGCAUUACACAACAUUGACUCCGUGAAGUGUGACAUGAAAUCCAUCAUCAAAGGAACCCCAGCUGCAGCUCUCCGGAGCGCCACUCUCCCUCCCUAAGAGGCUCUGGAUCAGGACCCGAGCUUUGCCACCUGUCACCCUGUCUGCUCUGAAGACAACUGUUCUUUGAUUCCUCUUCUCUUGGGUGGGGACUUCUUCUCUGUGCCACCAUGUUUCUUGUUCUAGCUUCCAAUGCCUUGUUUCCUAGCCCCCCUUAGAAGGUUCCCAACAACUUCUCAGGUCAGGCGAGGAGCUAAUGACAAGGUAACACCGAGGAGGUGCCGAGGCCUGUGGUGGAGAAGCAGCGGGAGAAAAGCUCUCGCAGGUUAUAGUCUGAGACUGGUCUUUUGGCCCCAGGCUGCUUCUUGUGUUUCUGGGUGCUGGGGAUAGGACCCAUGGCCUUACUGCCAUUGGGCCAUGUUCCCUUUCUCUCCUGCCCCCUUGACACACCACAGAAAGUGCUGCCAUUCCCAGGGGCGGCCUGAUCACAUGCUUUAUGCUCACGUGGUAUGGGCACAAUCCAAAGGCUUUGCAGGCACAGCCACCCCUGCUAAGGCCGUUCCUGGAUCCAGAAUAGAAUCCUCCAUCCCCAGGCCUGUGUUGCUCAUAGGGGGACUGUGGCUGGGAAGAAGGAACUCGAGGCCACUGAGGUGGCCAAUAGCCAAGGCCUGGUGGUGGCAGCAGGGCAUGCAACCCUGACCACCUCACCUUGCUCUGGCGUACUUGGGCCCAUCACCGCCCCCCCCCCCUGCUCAGCUGCAUUCCCCUGGCCCCACCCACAGCCACUGCACCUUUCCCCUGCCCUGGCCUUAACUCCCGCUGCGCUAGUGCGCACAGUGGGAAGCAGGCUGAGAAGUCUCAUCCUGUCCUGUGUGUCGCAGCCCCCGGCCCCUGCUGUUUGCUCCCACAUAUCCCAGUGAAGAGCAGAGAGGGAGAGAGGAGAGAGAAAGAGCGAGCGAGCGUACCUGGACAGACUAGGAAGGCUUCCUGGGGGAGCAGGAGCCAGCAGGGGUGAGGAGGCAGGGAGAAGACCGCAGAGCUGGUGCUGGUGCUGUGUCCUGAACCUGCCAGGCUGACCCUGGGCUUGAGGGAGGGGCAGGUUGUGACCACUGGGGAACCCGGUCCCAGCCGCCCACCCACGUGGAGUGGGGAUUUGCUCUGUUCUCUUGUGGUCCUCUAGAAAGGGGGACGACCAGGUCGAGCUUUUGCCUAAUCUCUCACAGAGCAGAUGAGGGCCCAGUGGGAGCCUGGGUGGAGUGGAAAGAGCCAGUUCUGGGGGCCUUUAGUGGCAGGCAGGCAGGAAGGACACAGGGCUCUCUGGCAGGGGGAGGAAAGGGGGUGCUUCCUCAGUUUAUUGUGGGUCCUCACCUACACUCUCCUCUGCCCCUUCAGCCUCCUCCCCCUCUGUUUUCCUGUUGUGUCUCCCCCUUCCCUCCCUCUCUGGGCCCCGUUCCCUGUAAGACCACCACACCCCAUUCUCCCCAGCCUCUCUUCUGGCUCAAUAAAGAUUUCCAUUGACAGAC
Messenger RNA from Cavia porcellus (domestic guinea pig), 4601 nucleotides. RefSeq names its product symplekin scaffold protein (gene Sympk). Lineage: Eukaryota; Metazoa; Chordata; Mammalia; Rodentia; Caviidae. The record is from RefSeq and is a predicted model, not a curated record. Bases 202 to 3138 code for a protein of 978 amino acids. The transcript is spliced from 23 exons. Gene Ontology annotation, cellular component: mRNA cleavage and polyadenylation specificity factor complex.